Messenger RNA from Triticum dicoccoides, 3952 nucleotides. RefSeq names its product disease resistance protein RPM1-like. Gene Ontology annotation, molecular function: ADP binding. Gene Ontology annotation, biological process: defense response to other organism. The record is from RefSeq and is a predicted model, not a curated record. Lineage: Eukaryota; Viridiplantae; Streptophyta; Magnoliopsida; Poales; Poaceae. The coding region runs from base 911 to 3667 and encodes 918 amino acids. The transcript is spliced from 6 exons.
UUUCAUCGAGCACAUGGUAGGCAGCUCGUCGUUGAGGCCAAGGACCUUUCCCGGCACCGGCCGAUGGCGGAGGGCAUGAGCUACGACGGGGACGCUCGGCGCAGGGCCCUCGCCGUCCACGGCCGCUCUGGCCCCUUGCCCGGCACUCAGAAUUCAGGAGCAGGGCAAGGCGCGUAGACGGGGGAAACUGGGGAUGGUGAUGAUACCACAGUCGCAGCCGAAGCAGAUGGUGAGAGCCUACUUCGGCGGCCAUAUCCACGCCCCUCGCGUCGCAGGUAAGUUCUUUGUUCCAUCAGAGGAUGCAUGCGACCCGUCGGUACAGAGAACAGAAGCCGUGGUGGUACAGACCGGAAUGCAUUCCCCUCCUCUGUUUCCAAUUGUAUUGAGAGAGCUUCUACUUUGGUAGGUCAAGCAUUUCUCUGUUUUUUGCAAACCCGAGGCGCCUGAGCUACUAGUACUACUGGAGGCUAGCACACUGUGCUGCACACAGUGACAGUGCUGUCACUGGAGCACUCCAGUAGAAAAGACUGGGUGUGGCUCCAAGAAAAGGACCAGCGGACCACACAUAUGUCUGGAGAUGCAGGCAGGAGCUUCACUACGAUAUGCUCUAGAUCUAAUAGAGAGAGUUCUUCACUAGCUGGCUGCUCUCACGAGUUACAAGGAAUCUGAUGAGGCGAUGGCGGCCAUUAGCUUGGGCAGACCAUCAUUCCGGCUGGAGCAGAGGCAAAUGAUCUAGGACACAGCCAUCUUUCUGCAACUUUCAAGCCUCCAUCUAAUUGAGGCUGGAGCCUGGAGAUGCUAGGUUGCCGACGAACAGAAGCUCCCAAAACAGAGUUGUAAGGACAUAGAAGAUCACUGCGUUUAACUUGGAAGAAGCUUAGCCAGGCAUUCGACAGUCUACAAAGAAAAGAUGGCAGAGGCUGUUGUUUAUGUCGUGCUUCAGAAAAUUGCUGCUAGUUUGGGGCGGGAUGCUCUAAAAGCAAUAGGCUCACGGUUAGGAAAAGAAGCAUCGGAUUUACUUGAAGCUGAGAACAACAUGAAGCAGCUUGAGAUUGAAUUUAGAGUUAUGAAAGCUUUUCUAAUCCAAGUAACAAUGUGCUCAUCACGUAAUCUGGCUUUUGAUGCGUGGCUUGAUGAGGUAAAGAGGGUUUCACAUGACGCUGAGGAUGUAAUUGACGGGUAUGAAUACCUGCUUGGACAAUCAACUACACAAACACAAGGUUGUAGUUCACUGAAGAAACUAUGGCGGCGUUCCAAACAUGCUGGUGGUUGGCGAAGCAUUACUGAACAGCUUAAGCAGAUUGAGGUCCGCCUUUCGAAGCUCACAAGCAUGAGAGAUCGUUAUGGCAUCACAAUCAGUGCAGAAGGAGAAGUUAGCCACACAAGCCAGAACGGUCAGCUGGAACAUGCUCUGGACUCAACAUGUAUAAACAUCGAGGAUGAGGUGGUCGGGAUUGAAAAAGAAACAUCAUGGCUUGUACAACAGUUGAUACAUGGGCAAGAAGAACGGACAAUCGUCUCUGUCUGUGGUAUGGGUGGUUUAGGCAAAACGACUCUUGUCCGUCAGGUCUAUAAAAAGGAUGAAAUUAAGCAGAAUUUUGACUGUUCUGCAUGGAUUUCAGUUUCUCAAAGUUACAACAUUGAACAUCUGUUGAGGGAACUAUUAAAGCAGCUCCAGGAGAAGGAAAAGGACAUCCCUCAUCAGGUUGACACUAGGGAUGCUGCAAGCUUGGUACAAACACUAACGGACUUCUUGCAGGACAAAAGGUAUUUGAUAGUCUUGGACGACAUGUGGAGUCGAGAUGCCUGGGUAUUAUUGAAUCAUGCACUGGGUAUAAGCAAAAACGGAAGCAGGAUCAUCAUAACUACACGAAAUGAAGAUGUUGCUUCAUUGGCUGAUGAUGAGCACGGCAUUCAGCUUAAAACUCUUGGGAAGGAGGAAGCAUGGGACCUCUUCUGUAGAAAAGCCUUUCCAAGAUUAGAAGGGAAAACAUGUCCCCAGAGUCUAAUUUAUUGGGCAGAAAAGAUUGUGGACAAGUGUGAAGGGUUGCCACUAGCUAUUGUUGCCAUUGGAAGUUUGCUGAUGCGCAAGAGGCUAUCUGAAAAUGAAUGGAAAUGCUUCUAUCAUCAGCUGGAUUGGCAGAUAGUUAACAACCCAGAGCUCAGCUCCGUGAGGAAUGCCCUGGACCUUAGCAUCAACCAUUUACCAGGAAAUCUGAAGAACUGCUUUCUGUACUGUGGUAUAUUUCCUGAAGACUGUUUGAUUCGAAGAGAAUACCUUAUUCGGUUAUGGAUAGCUGAAGGAUUCAUAGAAGAAAGGGGGCCAGGUAUAACUAUGGAGGAAGUAGGGAAUGAGUAUCUCCAUGAAAUUGCUCAACGUUCGCUUCUUCAAGUGAUUCAGAGGGAUGCUGAUGGCAUGGCCCAGACAUUCCAAAUGCAUGACCUUGUAAGAGAUAUAGUUCUAAGCAAGUGCACAGUUGAGAAAUUUUCUCUUCUUCUGGAUAGCUCUCGUGAUACUAUGCGCAGCAGAGAAGCACGGCGUGUUUCGGUACUGAAAGCUGACAGCAUUGAAGAUACUCUUGAUGGCGGAGAAAAGAUACGAUCCUUCAUUUUGUUCGAUCAUAGAGUAUCAUCCUCCUGGGUAGAAACUGCUACUCGAAAUUUCAGAUUGCUACGAGUCUUGUCCUUACAAUUCGCAGAGAUAACGAAGCUCCCUGAUGUUGUGACCACUCUGUUCAAUUUGCGCUACCUUGAUUUAUCUUACACCAAUCUUGAAGUGGUUCCCAAAGCAUUGUGUAAGUUGAGGAAGCUGCAGAUGCUAGAUCUUAUGGUAACUCAUGUAGUGGAACUGCCACCUGAAAUAAAGAAGCUGACUGAGCUCCGAUUUCCGCGAACAUAUGUCAUCCAUGAUUAUGAUGCAAGAAUAUUUGAUACAUAUCAAGGUGCUAAAGUAUAUCCCGGAAUUUGUCUUCUGAAGGAUAUGCAAGAACUAGGAAAUGUGGAAGCAAACAAAGAUUUAGUCGUCAAUCUUUGCAACUUGACGUUACUCCGAAGACUUGAAAUAACAAAAGUCAAGAGUGAGCACAUUAAGGAAUUGUGGACCUCCAUCACAAUAUUGGUGCACCUUUCUAAUCUUGAUAUAAUCUCUCAUGCCAAGGAAGAAGUUCUUGAUCUGGAAAACUUAGAUCCUCUGCCAAAUCUGGAAUACUUUUACCUGAAAGGCAAGUUGCAAGGAGGUGUUAUCCCAACAAUAUUCAGCGGUUUCAGAAAACUCAGAGACCUACGCAUGGGGUGGUCCAGGUUGCAAGCAGAUCCAAUUCCUUCAUUUGCACACUUAUCGCACCUGGUUGAACUUCACCUUUACAGAGUCUAUGAGGGGCAGAUCAUGACUUUCAGGACAGGUUGGUUUCCAAAGCUCGAGAAACUGUACUUGGCUGACAUGGAGCUGCUCAGUUGCAUCGAAGUGGAGGCUGGGACCAUGCCGAUCCUUAAUUAUAUGCAGCUCAUUGGUCUGAAAAGUAUGCUCGUUGUUCCAGCAGGAUUCCAAAAUUUGACCUCACUCCAACAGAUGGUCCUCAAGGACAUGCCAGUGGAAUUUAUGACUACGGUAAGAGGAGAAGACUGUACCAAGCAUAUACCCCUGAUACUUCAUCGCCUUCGCCAAUGAUGCAGUUGCCGCUAGUAAAAAUAUACCAUUGAGAUGAAGAAGCUGUUCUAUGUGUGUGUAAUUUGCUGGUGGUUCAUCAGUUUGUUUGUGUAUUGUAUUUGAACUCUGGAGUGACUAGUACUUAAUUUGGAACUGUAAUAACAAGGUAGUGGCACACUUCAGGUUUUUUGUCCCAUAGUUUGUAUACGACAAGGUACAAACAGUGGGUUUUCCUGAAAUGUGCUUUUAUCCGUGAUUGUUUAUGAAAAUAUUUGAUUCAGUCCUUUGAUCAGUUUGAUUUACACA